Octopus sinensis (East Asian common octopus) is the source of this 3912-nucleotide messenger RNA. Its product is annotated as cAMP-specific 3',5'-cyclic phosphodiesterase 4C. Lineage: Eukaryota; Metazoa; Mollusca; Cephalopoda; Octopoda; Octopodidae. Gene Ontology annotation, molecular function: 3',5'-cyclic-AMP phosphodiesterase activity. Gene Ontology annotation, cellular component: cytosol; perinuclear region of cytoplasm; nucleus. The record is from RefSeq and is a predicted model, not a curated record. Bases 492 to 2576 code for a protein of 694 amino acids. The transcript is spliced from 16 exons. Gene Ontology annotation, biological process: signal transduction.
UUCGAAACACCUACUGGUACAACAAACAGUGUAGUUGGCUAUUGGCUGACACAGCUGUGAGAGACUACAUAUAUUAGUAUGUGAAUGUCCUAUGUCAGCCACACACAGAAUAUUUUUGUAGCACAUGUGACACAGUCACUUUGUCUCUGAUGGACAAAUGAUUGCUUUGUUCAUUUCAUUCAGGUCCAAUGGAUCAAUGAAUAGGUUGUGGGAUUCUACGCUAAGGAGAAUGGGGCACAAUUAUAGCAUCCAUCAAAGCACUACUGCUGCAGCUACUGUUGUUAGUGCUGCUGUUACUGCUGCUGUUGCUGCUGCUGCUGCUGCCACUACCACUGCUGCUGCUGCUGCCGAGCAUUGAUUGCCUGCACAAAACUAGACCACUACUCAUAUUUCAGAAUUUCACUGAGAUUAGGUGGUUUUUUUUCAUGCACAAAUAGUAAUUAUUCAACUCCCCCUCCCCAACCCCUGAUUUCUAAGAGGAUUUACUAUCAAUGGCCCAACCAAAAAUGCCUCUACGGACAGCUAUGUUAUCCGUGCCAGGUAACGAGUCCUUGAGUGCCCGAAGAAGACAUUCCUGGAUUUGUUUUGAUGUGGAAAAUGGUCAGGCACCAGGCCGUAGUCCCUUGGAAAUGAGUCCUUCAUCAGGAUUAAUAUUACAAAAUUUACCUCAGCGACGAGAAUCAUUUCUUUAUAGAUCCGAUAGUGACUAUGAACUGUCUCCAAAAUCAAAUUCAAGAAACUCCUCUAUAGCCAGUGAAUUGCAUCACACAGGAGAGGCAAGACAACAUUUGGGAGAUCAAAGACAUUCAGAGGAUUUGAUUGUUACCCCAUUUGCCCAGAUUCUGGCCAGUUUACGCAGCGUUCGGAAUAAUUACCUCAACUUAACCAAUGUGAACUUACCAAAAGAGAGAACUAGAAGAGGUUCUUCAACUGGUCCCCACAGUUCACAAAGAGAACAUUACCAACAAUCUCAGGCUCAGAAUUCUCAGACUUCAACAAAUAAAGAUGAGUCAUACUACAAAAUGGCUUUGGAGACACUUGAGGAACUUGACUGGUGUUUGGACCAACUCGAAACCAUUCAGACACAUCGAUCAGUUAGUGAUAUGGCAUCAAGCAAAUUCAAACGGAUGCUAAACAGGGAGCUUAGUCAUUUUGCAGAGUCAAGUAAAUCAGGGAAUCAAAUAGCAGAGUACAUAUGCAGUACAUAUCUUGAUAAACAACAGGAAUUAGAUGUGCCAACACUAAAGGUAGAAGACACAGAUAGACCAGGAAACAAAGAUAUAUUUCAAAAGGACAAGAACCGACCAAUGUGUCAGAUUUCUGGAGUACGGAAACUGAAGCAUACUAACAGCUUCACUGGUGUUGUUCCAAAACAUGGAGUGGAGACGCCUCACAGAGAAGAACUUGGGAAGCAUUUGGCAGAUAUUGACAAGUGGGGAAUCGACGUGUUUAAGAUUUCAGAAUAUUCUAACAAUCGACCUUUGACUUGUGUUACAUAUACUAUAUUACAGGAGAGAAAUCUGCUGAAAACCUUCCAAAUUCCUGCCCAAACAGUUGUAACCUACUUGAUGCAUCUAGAAGACCAUUACCACCGUGAUGUUCCUUACCAUAAUGCUAUGCAUGCAGCUGACGUUACACAAUCAACUCAUGUUUUACUGUCAGUAUCGGCUUUGGAGAAUGUAUUCACUGAUCUUGAAGUGUUGGCGGCAAUAUUUGCCUGUACUAUUCAUGAUGUUGACCAUCCGGGUGUGACAAAUCAAUAUUUAGUCAAUACAAGUUCUGAACUUGCCCUAAUGUAUAAUGAUGAGUCAGUUUUAGAGAAUCACCAUCUAGCUGUGGCAUUUAAACUUCUGCAAGAAGAAAACUGUGAUAUUUUUGCAAAUCUUUCAAGAAAACAACAUCAGUCAUUACGGAAGAUGGUUAUAGAUAUGGUAUUGGCCACAGAUAUGUCUAAACAUAUGAGUUUAUUAGCUGACUUAAAGACAAUGGUGGAAACUAAGAAAGUUGCUGGAUCUGGUGUUCUACUGCUGGAUAACUAUACUGACAGAAUUCAGGUAUUACAAAACAUGGUGCAUUGUUCUGAUUUGAGUAAUCCUACAAAACCUCUUGAAGUUUACCGAAAAUGGGUUGAUCGGAUUAUGGAAGAGUUUUUCAUUCAAGGAGAUAUGGAACGUGAAAAAGGAUUAGAUAUCAGUCCAAUGUGUGACCGACAUAAUGCAACAAUUGAAAAAUCUCAGGUCGGUUUUAUUGACUACAUCGUUCAUCCAUUAUGGGAGACUUGGGCUGAUUUAGUUUAUCCAAGUGCACAAGAUAUUUUAGAUACCUUAGAAGACAACAGAGACUGGUAUCAAAGUAUGAAUCCAAUUAGUCCAUCAGCUAGCUUUUGCAAUCAUUCGAAGGAAGGAAGCAAAGACUCAGAAGAAAGCCGGUUUCAGUUUGAUGCGGCUACUGAUGAAGAAAAUAGUGCGCACAGUCAGGAUUCUAAUACGGUAACAGUAAGGUUUGACACAUCGAGUCUCAGUGAAGAAACUGUUGAUCAGCUUGACAAUGAAGGCGACGAGCUGCUUUAUCCGUGAAAACUUAUGACGUAAUAAUUUUGAACUUAUUAGAACACUAACAUGAUGUUCAUUACUGUUACACACAGUAGUGCUGAACACUAAUCUGACUGUUCACUGCUGUCACACACAAUCAGUAGUGUUGAACACUAACAUGGCUCUGUUCACAAAAAUCAGAAUGCUAACAUAGAUUUGUUCACUGCUAAAUAAUUAGAAAAAAACUUCUUUCUGUGGCAAAUUUAUCACACUGGAAAAUUUUGAUUUUCUUAUCUAUUUGGAAGUGUUGAUUUGUACUAAAGAUGCUGAUAAUGUUAAACAGAAUUAACAAAAUCUCUCAUUUGAUUUUCUCUCUCUCUUGUUUAUCUCCAGAUUAUCCCCAAUUCUAGAAUAUUCUCGCUACAUCUUCAGCUACAUUAUGUGAGAUGUUCCUAUUUCAGUCUUCCCCUUCCUAAACAACACAAAUUUCAAAAUAUCUGUGAUUUCUUGUUUUUCUUAGUACUUAGCUUAAUGGUAUAUUAACAGGCUCAUCUUUUAUUCUUUUUGUUUCCUUUCUAAGUAAAUACUUUGGAAUAGGGACCAAACUCCAACAACCAGUAUCAUUAUAAAAAUGUUAAAUACUCAAAUUUUAAAUGUUAAAAAAAAAGGAAACUUUAUUUAAUUAACCAAUGUAUGUAUUACUUUAUUGCAAUUCAAAAUUUCUAGUAACACUUUCAAGCUUAUGCUUUUUCAUGGUUGUGCUUGGAAAUGUUAAAAACAUUUUUAAAAAAACAAACCCAACAUGUUGUAACAUAUUUGUCUCACAAUGGUUUUGAUAUAAAAAAAUAUACAUUCUAAUGCAGACUGAAGUAAAGAAUCAAAAUCCUUUGUGAACAGGAUACUAAAGAUAAGGCUUAAAAUUGAGAUUUUACAGGAAGAGGUGUAGUUUUCAGUUUAUUCUGUAAAUAUAAUUAUUGUAAAUGCAUUUUGAAAAUACACCCAUAAUUUUCUUCCUGAACCUCUUUUAAAUUGUGUCUAGAUUCAUUUUAAUUUGCAUACUUUGUUGUUUAGAAUGAUUUUCAAAUGUAUUUAUCAACAUUGUUAAAACAUAUUAUUUGUAGUAAAGAUUUCUCCUACAAGGUUAAUCAAAAUGUUAAAGAUAUAUAUGUGUGUGUGUGUGUGUGCGUGUGUGUGUGUGUACACAUUUGCAUGUGUGUGAAUGUGUGUAUUUAUGAUUUUAUAUGUAAAAAUGUUAGUGCUCCUCAAUACGCACUUGCUAAAAGCCUGACUACUAAAAUACAAAUAUGCACACAGACACACAUAUAUAUAGGUGAGUGUGUAUAAAUACACACACACACACACACAUGUAUAUCGCACACAU